GUGUAUCAGGGAUGAUGAUUAACACUUUUAAAAACAACAUUCACUGUUUCAGCAGCUGUUUAUGGACUGAACUCCGGUUUAUUUAAUCAACGACAGAAGAAAUAGCUGCAAACGUCUACAGAAAGUACAAGCAUGAGGGACAGACUGUCGCACCUACAUCAGGUGCAGACGGACUCGGAGGGUUUCAGCACAGUGGAGCUGGACACUUUUGAGCAUGAAGCAGCAGCAGCAGCAGCAGCGGCAUCAGAUUCUGACCAGGACCUGGACGGUGUCCUGCAGGAGGCCCAGCAGAUCCGACUGGAGAUCCAGCAGAUCCAGAAUGACAUCAGCGAGUUAAAGGAUGUGAACUACCAGGCUUUGAACAAGACCUCGUUCCCUGUUGCAACAAAGCGGGACGCCAAUGUGAUCGGAGCUGAUAUAAAACGCAGAGGAGAAGCCGUGCUGCAUCGGCUGCACAUGAUGAAUGAUCUUCAAGGAGAACUGGAGGCUCAGCGUGGAAGCUCUCAUCCCACAGCGCGAAUCGCUCGGACGCAGUACAACUGCCUCAGCAACGCUCUGCGGGAGGUGAUGUUCAGCUACAACGACACCGAGAUGAACCACCGGGAGGCCUGUAAGCGGCAGAUCCAGCGGCAGAUGGAGGUGGUGGGCCGGGAGGUGAGCGAGGAGGACCUGGAUGAGAUGAUGGAGGACGGAGAACUGACCGUGUUCAGCGUCCACCUGCAGGGGAAAACCGCCCACUCGGCCUUCCUGCAGAUCGAGAGCCGCCACCAGGAGCUGCUGGAGCUGGAGAAGAGAAUCGAGGGGAUCCAGGAGCUGUUCCUGGACGUGGCCGUGCUCGUGGAGGAGCAGGGGGCGGCGGUGGAGAACAUCCAGAAGAACGUCCAGGGGGCCGACGUGUGCAUUCAGGAAGGCAUUGGCAAGCUGGAAAGAGCUGCUACGUCUGAUAAAAACAACCCCUUCAAGAAGAUGUUCUGUGGCUGCUUCCCCUGUUAUUACCAAUAGAUCUACUGAUCCUCUAAUGAGUGUGAAAAUAUUGUGAGACUGUACUGCGCUUAAUUGCACUGAAACUACAGAUGUGUGGCACCAUGAGCACAGAUCUGUUUAUUGAAAAUGUCACACCUGUUUUAUCUGAAUAAAGAGAGAACCAACAUG
This is a messenger RNA of Stegastes partitus (bicolor damselfish), 1152 nucleotides long. Its product is annotated as syntaxin-11-like. Gene Ontology annotation, biological process: exocytosis; intracellular protein transport; synaptic vesicle fusion to presynaptic active zone membrane. Bases 133 to 1002 code for a protein of 289 amino acids. Gene Ontology annotation, cellular component: SNARE complex; synaptic vesicle; plasma membrane. Lineage: Eukaryota; Metazoa; Chordata; Actinopteri; Pomacentridae. Gene Ontology annotation, molecular function: SNARE binding; SNAP receptor activity. The transcript is spliced from 2 exons. The record is from RefSeq and is a predicted model, not a curated record.